GCACGCCCUUUUCCUAUUCCACCGUUAUAGUAUUACACCACGCCCUUUUCUUUUCUUCUUCUCUCUCCCAACUCAAGCUGAAGCCGAACGGUGGAUCCGAUCGAGCAGGAAGGUGGCCAUGUCCCUACGCACCAUCAGCGCGAUGCAUGCCUCGGCGGUCGUCAAGGUGGCCCGUGACAAGUUGGUGACCGCCCUGGGAGAUGCUGCGGUCACGAUGCCGGAGGAUCUGAGGCGCCACCUGGAGGAGUUGAAGGGGAAGAUGGAGACCAUGGUGCAGGUGCUGGGGGACGCGGAGAGGCGUUCCGUAGAGGAGGAGGAGGAAGAGGUGCGGGAGUGGCUGAUGCGUCUCGAGGACGCCGCCUACGGCAUCUGGGACAUGGUCGACGAGAUCCAAGCCAACAAUAAGGGGGCACCGGUGACAGCGGUGCGCUGCCCCUGCCUCCCAACUGCAACGGCACGAAAAGGGUGGACCACGGCCAGCACGAUGGAUAAGGCGAAGGAAAACAUCGAAGAAUUGUUAGAGCAACACCUUCAGAUUUUCGCAUUUAGGAGGGAUGAGCAAUCUGUUGAUGAUGCUCAUACAGGAACAGAAUGUUUUGUUGAUGAAGAAGAAUGCAUCGUGGGAAGGGAAGGAGAAAAACAGGAGAUAAUGGCUGACAUCUUAUCUGCAGCGAGGGACAGCAGCAGAGGGCUCUUCGUUCUGGCUAUCUGCGGUGUUGCAGGGCUAGGCAAGACAACUAUUGCAAAAAUGGUUUUCAGUGAUACCACCAUAAUCAGAGAUUACGCUCGGGCCUGGGUCUAUGUAGGACAGGAAUUUGACUUGAAGAAAAUAGGUAAUUGCAUCCUUUCUCAACUGUCCAAUAAAGGCGAGCAUCAGGACUCAAGUGAUGUGGAGUUGAUAAUGAAGCGCCUUGAUGUGUUACUUGGUGGUGGUAAAAAGGUACUCAUUGUUCUGGACGACCUAUGGGACAAGGUGUGCUCUGCCUUGGAUGGGUUAAAGCGUAUGCUGGGUGCAGGGAAGAAUGACAGUAAGGUGAUUGUCAUGGUAACCACGCGUACAAUAAGCUAUGGUUGGGAUUAUAUGUACGAAACUUCCCCCCUAAGUGUUACCGAGUCAAUGGAACUGAUAUAUCGGAAAUGUGGCUUUGCAUCUAGAACUGAGGAGGCUCGAAGGGAGCUUCAGGAGAUACUACACAAGAUUGCUAUCAAGUGCAUGGGUCUUCCUUCAGCAAUUCACGUAAUUGGGUACACGCUGCGGUCCAAGACUCGUGAAGAAAUCAUAUCGGUGCUCAACAGUAAUAUCUGGAAGGACACAUAUGGCAUCUGCUUUGUUUCAUUAUGUUUGCUGAGCUAUCAAUGCAUGCCACCGAAUCUUAGAUUAUGCUUUGCUUACUGUGCAAUCUUUCCACGAGGCCACAGUAUACUUAAAGACGACCUGGUUCACCACUGGACUGCUCUCCAGCUUAUCGAACCAUCGGAUAGGCUCUCUACCAGGCAGGUGGCUGACAAGUAUAUUGGGAUGCUUUUGGGCAUGUCAUUCCUUCAACAUUCAGUACUGCCGCCUUCGGACGAUAGCAGUGCAGUGUACUUCACAUUGAACUAUUUAAUAUAUGACAUUGCACGCUGGGCUUCAUGGGGAAAAUUGAUUAUUUUGGAUGGUGAAACCUGUUACCGACAUUUCAUGCAGAAAAACGGCUAUCGAUAUGCACGGCUCACCAAUUCUGACGUCAGUCAACAGAAUUUAUCUGGUAUAUUGUCAGCCCUUUUUCAUGGAUGUAGCAAUAAGCAGUUCAGUGAUGAUUCGUUCUCAUCUGCCAAAUACCUGUGUGUCUUGGAUUUAAGAGACUGCUGGCUACAGAAACUACCAGAUUCUAUUUGUCAGUUAAGGCAGCUUAGGUAUCUUAACUUGUCAGGAUCCUCUGAGCUUGUAAAUCUACCAGAUUCAUUUGGCAAUCUAUUAAAUUUAGGGCAUAUUGAUCUAUCAGGCUGCUCUCAGCUUUUAGAACUGCCAGCUUCAUUUUCCAAUCUCACAAAUGUCAUGCAUAUCGAUCUAUCAGGCUGCUCUGGACUCUCAGAACUGCCGGCUUCAUUUGGCAAUCUCACAAAUGCCAUGCAUAUUGAUCUAUCAGGCUGCUCAGGGCUCUUAGAACUGCCGGCUUCAUUUGGCAAUCUCACAAAUGCCAUGCAUAUUGAUCUAUCAGGCUGCUCGGGGCUUUUAGAACUGCCGGCUUCAUUUGGCAAUCUCACAAAUGCGGUGCACAUUGAUCUAUCAGGCUGCAUUGGGCUGAAAACCCUGCCGCCCGAAUCAUUUGGGGUUCUUAAAAAGUUGGAACAUCUUGAUCUAUCUUCUUGCUCUUGCCUUGAAGGGAUCCCUAGUGUUGUGGAUGGCCUUACCAAUCUCCAGCAUCUCAACUUGUCACACCCUUGCUGUUAUCUUUCUCAACACAGGUUCCAUCUGAAAGCACUAAAAUAUUUCUGGGUGGAGCUCAUCAACCUCCGAUAUUUGAACUUAUCCAUGUGCCUGAAUCCUAUAUUUUGCUAUCUUCCAGAAAAGGAGAGGAUUGAAUACAUUGAAAGUAUCAGUUGCCUACAUAAUCUGGAGCAUUUGGACCUCUCUCAUAACAUAUUUCUUUUUGAUAUACCUGAAAGUCUAGGUCUGCUCAGUCAACUACAAACACUGAAUCUGUCGGGCUGUUCUAGACUCAAGAAAAUAGAGAAAUGGAUGGGAGAAAGGAAUUGUCCAAAGAAGUCUCUAGUUGUGAGUAACUGCCUGGGUCUGGAAAGAUAUCAGUUUGUUGUUCACACUGAAAAAGGAGCAAAUAGAAGCAACCUUGCUCAGCUCAAGGAUGUGAGUUGCAAAGAGGUGGAGAUAAGCCGCCUUGAAAAGGUAAUAUCUACAGAGGAAGCACAGAACAUAGGAUUGACGGAGAAAAAAAAGCUCCAGAAGUUGGCACUUGUUUGGAGUGCAGGCCAUAACGAUGUAUCUUUGAAGGACGGAGCUUUGUUAGCAGAGCUAGUGCCACCGCAAAAUUUGCAGUACUUUGAGCUACAUGGUUAUAGCAGCGAGUACCUCCCUGCUUGGUUGACAUCUAGCAUAUUUUCGCAUCUCCCUAAUCUUGUGGAGGUUACCAUGGUGGACAUUCCGAGUUGCAGCAAUUUACCAUCAAUUGGUGUACUGCCCAACCUGCAAAGGCUGAUUCUUAGAAGGGUGGCUAAGGUCACAAGAAUCGACGCUGGCUACUUGAGUGGUGGCAGCAAAGCAGCAUUCCGUCGACUCAUGCAUGUUACCCUGGAUGGUAUGAUAAACCUGAAAGAGCUGGAUACCUACAGUAGUAGUGACAAUUUCGUGUUCCCCACCUUAGAUGAAUUGGUGAUAAACAAAUGUCCCAAGUUAAGGUUUGGAGAUUCCCCACCUAAGACCCGGAUGCUUGUGAUUUCAGAUUGCGACCAAUUGAUGAUGUAUCCAGAGAAGAGAGGGAAACAUGAUAUUAGUUCCACUUGCACCGCAUCUGCUCCAGUAACUGAAGUGGUGAUCGAAAGCUGCGAGGUGCCUCUGCAUAGCUUACAUAUCAGGAAUUGCAGUGAGAAGAUCAUCUCACCAGAGAUUAUGAAGGGCCACCUAUUGUCGCUCCAGUUACUGUCUUUCUCUCACUGUGCCAGCAUGACCAAUCUACCAGAACAUGUGGUUCAGGACACCUCUAUCAAGGAACUCGUCAUCCAUGAAUGUCAUGGCAUCAAAUCUUUGCCGCAGAGUAUAUGUGAGGAAAAGAAAAAGCGCUACCCUCUUCUGCGUAUUCGGGACUGUCCAGAGUUGAAGAAGUGGUAUGAGAAGAACAUAACGGAGUGCACUCACAUCCACUUCAUAUUUGAAUAAUCUGGCACUAGCGAGCCUGAGACAACCCGCUCACGGGAAACGUCAGAUCGAGCCGAUGUGAAAACUGCACAACCCGUGAGAGAUUAUACCAGUAUGUCAUGUAUAUGUGAUGACAGCUCCAGACGACGUGUAACAGCAUGCAGCAGGAGAGUGCUGGGGUGCAGUCUGUCGUGACUCCGGCCAGCCAAACUCUAAAUGGGUUAAUUCAGAUUGAGAGAGGGCACAACACACAAGAGAGUGAUUUGGCCCUCCAUGCCACAUGGCAUGUGGGGUCAGGGGCUCAGGGCCGCAUAUUAACGAGACUUGGACAGUCAAAUCCUGAAUAGCCCUUCUACUAACGUCAUGUCUUGAAAAUCUCCCAUCAAGAUUUUAAUCCCGUGAGAGUCUCCCAUCAAGAUUUUAAUCCCGUGAGAGUGAUGGUACGGUUUUGAUACUAUGUAAUGCUCGGGUUGAUUUCAUAUGAGGAGUGCAUCUGUAGUCCCUGAAUCCAGACACUCCUAGGAUUCUUAGGACAGAUUAAGCAAAGAGGUAAAACUCGAUUAUACCCCUCAUUAUUUUGGCAGCUGUGAGUUAUUCUAGGCCAUAAACGUCAGGUUUAAAUUUGAUUGCAUACAGUAUGCUUCUACCGGAGUAAUACUGAGUGGUUGAAGAAUGUCUUGUACACAUCGGAUGAUCC
This is a messenger RNA of Setaria italica (foxtail millet), 4550 nucleotides long. Its product is annotated as disease resistance protein RGA2. Gene Ontology annotation, biological process: defense response to fungus. Gene Ontology annotation, molecular function: protein binding; ADP binding. Bases 119 to 3874 code for a protein of 1251 amino acids. Lineage: Eukaryota; Viridiplantae; Streptophyta; Magnoliopsida; Poales; Poaceae. The record is from RefSeq and is a predicted model, not a curated record. The transcript is spliced from 4 exons.